This is a messenger RNA of Mus pahari (shrew mouse), 1247 nucleotides long. RefSeq names its product transmembrane inner ear (gene Tmie). Bases 1 to 462 code for a protein of 153 amino acids. The record is from RefSeq and is a predicted model, not a curated record. Lineage: Eukaryota; Metazoa; Chordata; Mammalia; Rodentia; Muridae. The transcript is spliced from 4 exons.
AUGGCCGGGAGGCAGCGUGGCUCGGGGCGGCUCUGGGCGCUGGGCGGCGCCGCGCUGGGGGCUUGCCUGGCGGGUGUCGCCACGCAGCUGGUAGAGCCCAGCACGGCCCCGCCCAAGCCCAAGCCGCCCCCACUGACCAAGGAGACUGUGGUGUUCUGGGACAUGCGCCUGUGGCACGUGGUGGGCAUCUUUUCACUCUUCGUGUUGUCCAUCAUCAUCACGCUGUGCUGUGUCUUCAACUGCCGUGUGCCACGGACGCGGAAGGAGAUCGAGGCUCGCUAUCUGCAGCGAAAGGCGGCCAAGAUGUACACAGACAAGCUAGAGACCGUGCCUCCCCUUAAUGAACUCACAGAAAUCCCUGGAGAGGAUAAGAAGAAAAAGAAGAAGGACAGUGUGGACACGGUGGCUAUCAAGGUAGAGGAGGACGAGAAGAAUGAGGCGAAGAAGAAAGGAGAGAAAUGAGGGCGGCUUCCUGAGGUGGCAGCUGGGGCUGGCAGGCCCUGAAGCUCGAGUUCAGGCCGGGAUCCAGGCAUCAGGACUUCGUGUUCAUACAUGGACUGCAGAGGCAGUGGUCCAAGGGGAAGCCAAGGCCAUGGUACCUCAUGGCCCCAAAGAUGUAGGGACAAGACUUCACUGGUGUCCAUCCUGGACUCUGUUCCUGUCACAUCCUUCCAUAGUUAUAGCGUGGCCUCAAACCCCUCUCCCUGUCCAGACAAGCUUUCAUCCCACCCUUCUUGCCAGGGGCGGAAGUGGUUAUGAAGGAGUCAGGGACUGGUCGUUUAGGAUGGCAAGACUGAACAGGUUGUUCAAAAACACAGAGGGAGGGCUGGAGGGGGGCUUGUGACGUGAGAGGUUCUCCGACGUAGCUAGAUAGCCGCGCCAAAUAGCCAGGAGAUUGCCCCAAGUUUGAUAGUAAUCUGUCCCUGGCUUCUAGGUUGGCCCCAUUAGCAGGAGAGUCCCUGGCCUGGCAGAUGCAAAGCUCUGAAAACAAGGUGACUGUGACAGACCUGAGGCCGCUGAGGGGCUGGCAGGAGGCCCAGGGCCUGGCUCAGGGCUGGCAGGAGGCCCAGGGCUGGCUCAGGGGUGGGGUCUAAAACACCGAGGACUGAAGCGAGUGGGCAGUGCGAGAGAGCCUGGACCUCCUCAUGGGAACCAAGAAAUCCUUAAGACAGGGCACCGGCACAAGCUAUUACAGUCGCCUUUUCUAUGGCCAGGACUCUAUCUGACAAUGGCAGCAGUCAGCCAUC